AUGAGAUUGAAUUCGGUAGAGUUUCCUGUUGAGAAAAGAAUAGUGGUUGCGAAAGAGGACGGGGUGUGCUACAGCACAGAGAAGAAUAGCCUGGCCGAGGUGUGGGACAAGCUGCUGGAGUACUACAAUGAGAAGGCCCGUUCUGAGCAGAAAGGCCAGGCUGAGGAAGACGAGCUGCUUAGGAUGCUGUGUGAGUCCAGGAUUGAAGCAGAGACAGGUGUUGCUGUGUAUGACUUGAUUGAUAAGGGUGUACUGGCGAUGCAUAAGGUAAAGAGUAGAAAUGAGGAUGCAUGCGAAUUUAAGCAGGUGAUCUUGGAGUCGUGCAUUAAGAUCAUAGGAAAAGGAAUUGAGUAUUUGAGGAGCGCAAUAGAAAAGGAGGAGGCGAUCUGGCAGAAAGUUGAGCAUGCAGGCUUGCCAUUGAGAUUAGUGGAUGGAGAGAUCAGGAUGUAUGUUACUGAGUUGGAUUAUAUUGUGGUUGACAACGAGGGAUCGUAUGUGUAUCCGCAAGAGUGGAAGCCCAAAGGACUGAGAUGCACUGUGGCAUACAUGGAACUGCGAAUAGAGUGCUGGAUGCCUCCUGAGGGAGAAAAAGAUGUUGAGUUGGUCAAGGAGUACUUUCUAGAGCAGUCGAUGGUACAGAGAAUGCACAAGAAUGGGAUUGAGAUCGAAGUUAAGGCUGAAGGAUGUGAAGGAUGUGCAAUAAGUGACGAGAUAUGCAGGUAUGUGAUUGAGGAGUUGAGGGAGGGCAGGAAAAUGCAAAAUGUGUUUAGCGAUGUGGUAGUUUAUCUUUCAAGGAUGCUGGUUGAUGCAGUGGUUGGUAGGAAUGCCUCGUGUAGUGUGCUACGAUACAGUGGGGAUGAUCUUGAAGAUGGAUUGCCAGAGGUGUUUUUUGUUGUGUCUGGAAGUGAAGUGGUUAGAGCAGAGAGGAGUAUGGAAAGAUUUGAGAUUUUUGUGAACGAGAUGCCGGUGAGGUUUUUUAUGCGUGGCGAUGAUGGAUCGGCUUGCAUUAAUAUCGACACGCGUAUAUGCAUAGAUGUGCCUACACGGGAUUGA
Messenger RNA from Ordospora pajunii, 1053 nucleotides. RefSeq lists its product as uncharacterized. The transcript has a single exon. The coding region runs from base 1 to 1053 and encodes 350 amino acids. NCBI's taxonomy places the organism in Eukaryota, Fungi, Microsporidia, Ordosporidae. The record is from RefSeq and is a predicted model, not a curated record.